Ornithorhynchus anatinus (platypus) is the source of this 1250-nucleotide messenger RNA. It is a transcript of the gene EIF1, whose product is annotated as eukaryotic translation initiation factor 1. Gene Ontology annotation, biological process: translational initiation. Gene Ontology annotation, molecular function: translation initiation factor activity; ribosomal small subunit binding; RNA binding. The record is from RefSeq and is a predicted model, not a curated record. Bases 157 to 498 code for a protein of 113 amino acids. NCBI's taxonomy places the organism in Eukaryota, Metazoa, Chordata, Mammalia, Monotremata, Ornithorhynchidae. Gene Ontology annotation, cellular component: eukaryotic 43S preinitiation complex. The transcript has 4 exons.
CCGGCACCGCCCCUCCGCCCCAGUCACUGAGCCGUCGUCGAGGACUCAGCAGCUUUCCCUUUUCGCCCCCCUCACCUCCCGACGCUCCGUCCCCUGCCCGCCUUCUCCCACCGCCUUCCGCAGGCCGUUUCCACCGAGGAAAAGGAAUCGUAUCGUAUGUCCGCUAUCCAGAACCUCCACUCUUUCGACCCCUUUGCUGAUGCAAGUAAGGGUGAUGACCUGCUUCCUGCCGGGACUGAGGAUUAUAUCCAUAUAAGAAUUCAGCAGAGGAACGGCCGGAAGACCCUCACCACUGUUCAGGGCAUCGCUGAUGAUUACGAUAAAAAGAAACUAGUGAAGGCGUUCAAGAAGAAAUUCGCCUGCAAUGGUACUGUGAUCGAACACCCGGAGUAUGGCGAAGUGAUUCAGCUGCAGGGUGACCAGCGCAAGAACAUAUGCCAGUUCCUUGUUGAGAUUGGGCUGGCCAAGGAUGACCAGCUGAAGGUUCAUGGGUUUUAAGUGCUUGAGCCUCUCUGAAGCUCGAGUGAGGAUUUCCUUGCCAUGAGUAGAAAGAUUCCCUCCUGUCCCUUGUCAGAAGCUUAAAAUCCUCUCAGCUUGUACGAUGUAACCGUUGAGGUCUGCUGUAGCUUGGACUAGUGUAACUACUCAUGUAAUAAACAGAAAGAGCCAUGCCGUCUGGUCUUGCAGUGCCUCAUUUGAACCAGAGGUAAAGCAGCAGCCAGUGGGCCCCACCAGGUAUGGGAGACCAGCCCGGCACUAGAUCCCGGCUGCCACGGUCCUCCCGAGGCUGCUUGGCUCCCAGCGCACAGAGCUCCUGUUCCCUACGUGGGCCACCCAUGGAGACCUGAAAUGCAGAGGAUGGGAUGAAACCACCUAGCCCUAGAAGUUCUCCUUUCUCCCCACCCCCCGCCCCCACGUGUGAGAGGUGGGGGUGGGGGGUGGAGGAGGAGUUCCUAGUACCUCAAACCUAACCGGGGAGCGUUCCUGUAGUCCGUUUCAUCCAGAGAGGGAGUAGAUGGUGGCUCCCUCCCUGCCAUACGUGGCCACCCACCACCCCUCCCUGCGGUAAGCUUUUGACAAGGGAACCACUUCCAAACUCGUGUAUUCAAUGUUCAUGUAGCGGCCGAGCCUCGGAGCGCGUAACGUACUAGCAACUGCUGCCCAGCGCCAUGUGAAGUGACAGACUUGGUUUCUGUUUGAUGUGAUGUAAUGUAUUUAAACUCUUAUUUAAAUAAAACUGGUUUUCAGAA